Molecule: messenger RNA, 1176 nt
Organism: Exophiala spinifera
Lineage: Eukaryota; Fungi; Ascomycota; Eurotiomycetes; Chaetothyriales; Herpotrichiellaceae
Product: S-adenosylmethionine synthase
Exons: 3
Coding region: 1-1176 (391 amino acids)
Biological process (GO): S-adenosylmethionine biosynthetic process
Cellular component (GO): cytosol
Molecular function (GO): methionine adenosyltransferase activity; ATP binding
Source: RefSeq, a predicted model, not a curated record
AUGGCCGGUGCCGUCAACGGAGUCGACAAGCGCGACACCUUCCUUUUCACCUCCGAAUCAGUCGGUGAAGGCCACCCUGACAAGAUCGCCGAUCAGGUCUCAGACGCUAUUCUCGAUGCCUGCUUGAGAGAAGACCCUUUCUCCAAGGUCGCUUGCGAGACCGCCACCAAGACUGGCAUGAUCAUGGUCUUUGGAGAGAUCACCACCAAAGCCCGCCUUGACUACCAGAAGGUCAUCCGUGACGCCAUCAAGGACAUCGGCUACGAUUCGUCUGAAAAGGGCUUUGAUUACAAGACAUGCAACGUCCUCGUCGCCAUCGAACAGCAGUCCCCCGAUAUCGCUCAAGGUCUACACUAUGAUGAAGAGUUGGAAAAGCUGGGUGCCGGUGACCAAGGUAUCAUGUUCGGUUAUGCUACCGACGAGACUCCGGAACUUCUGCCUCUGACCGUCAUCCUGGCACACAAGCUCAACUCUGCCAUGAUUGAUGCCCGCAAGUCGGGUGAGCUUCCUUGGUUGCGACCAGACACAAAGACCCAAGUCACCGUCGAAUAUGCCCACGAUGGUGGUGCCGUCAUUCCCCUGAGAGUGGACACUGUUGUCGUCUCCGCCCAACACUCACCAGACAUUACCACGGAAGAUCUACGAAAGGAGAUCAAGGAGAAGAUCAUCAAGCGGGUUAUUCCUGCCAAGUACCUCGACGACAAGACCGUCUAUCACAUUCAGCCCUCCGGUCUCUUCAUCAUUGGUGGUCCUCAAGGUGAUGCCGGUCUCACUGGCCGUAAGAUCAUCGUCGACACCUACGGUGGCUGGGGCGCCCACGGUGGUGGUGCUUUCUCUGGUAAGGAUUACAGCAAGGUCGACCGAUCAGCCGCCUACCUCGCCCGAUGGAUCGCCAAGUCCCUCGUCAAGGCCGGACUCGCUCGCCGUGCUCUCGUCCAACUGUCCUAUGCCAUCGGUAUCGCCGAGCCACUGUCCCUGUUUGUCGAGACAUACGGAACCAGCAGCAAGAGCAGUGCCGAACUCGUCCAGAUCAUCCGGGACAACUUCGACCUCCGACCUGGUGUCAUUGUCAAGGAGUUGAACCUCACCAACCCUAUCUACUGCAAGACGGCCAAGAACGGUCACUUCACCAACCAGAGCUUCACCUGGGAACAACCCAAAGAACUGAAGUUCUAA